Condylostylus longicornis is the source of this 1644-nucleotide messenger RNA. Its product is annotated as sensory neuron membrane protein 1-like. Gene Ontology annotation, cellular component: membrane; cytoplasm. The record is from RefSeq and is a predicted model, not a curated record. Lineage: Eukaryota; Metazoa; Arthropoda; Insecta; Diptera; Dolichopodidae. Gene Ontology annotation, molecular function: scavenger receptor activity. The transcript is spliced from 9 exons. Bases 1 to 1644 code for a protein of 547 amino acids.
AUGGAUAAAAAAAUUGCUAUUAUAUGUGGAGUUGCUUUUGCAUAUGGAAUUAUUUUCGGAUUUUUUAUAAUACCACAGGUUAUAAAUUUAUUGAUACGAUUUCAAACACGUUUGAAACCUGGCAAUGAGGCUCGCGAUAUUUAUAAUGCAAUACCAUUUCCACUACAUUUUCAUAUUUAUGUAUUUAAUAUUACAAAUCCAGAAGAGUUUUCAAAUGGUGGUAAACCUAAACUUCAGGAAAUUGGACCAUAUUAUUUUGAUGAAUGGAAAGAUAAAAUUAAUCAAGAAGAUGAUGAAGUGGAAGACACUAUUACAUUUGAUAUGAGGAAUACAUGGAUAUUCAGGCCGGAUUUGUCAAAUGGAUUGACGGGGGAAGAAAUGAUUACAAUGGCACAUCCUUUAGUAGAAAUGAUUGCUCUUUAUGUGAAAAAAACAAGGCCUCCAAUGAUAGCUUUAGUGGCUGAAGGUUUGAAAGAAUUAUUUUACGACAACUUCAAUGCAACUUAUACUGGAAAAUUUAUGGAUUUAUUUUUUCGUGGUAUUCCAAUUGACUGUGCUACUGAUAGUUUUAAUGCAAAAGCAAUUUGUAGUGCUUUACAUGGUGGUGUUGCUAAAAAUAUUGUGCCAUAUGAUAAAACUACAUUUCUAUUUUCAUUCUUAUCAUUUUUAAAUCAUUCAAGUGCUGGCCGGUUUACUGUUUGUCGCGGUAUAAAAAAUAUUCAUAAAUUGGGAAAAGUUAUUAAAUUUAAUGAUGAAACAGAAUUUGAUGCAUGGGAUGGAGAGCAUUGUAAUAGAUUUCACGGUACUGAUACAACAGUAUUUCCACCAUUUAUGACACCAGAACAAGGUGUGUGGGGUGUAACACCAGAUUUGUGUCGUUCUCUUGGUGCUGUUUAUAAAGGAAAAUCUAAAUAUGCGGGUUUACCAGCAUCAAGAUAUACAUUAGAUUUGGGAGAUGUAAAGAAUGAACCAGAAAAUCAUUGCUUUUGUGAGGAACCACCUGAUAUAUGCCCACUUAAAGGUACAAUGAAUUUGGCACCAUGCCUCGAAAAUGCUCCAUUAAUAGCAUCCAUGCCACACUUUUUAAAUGGAGAUGACCAUCUUUUCGAGAAUGUAGAAGGACUUUCUCCAAAGGAUGAAAAACAUUUAAAUAUUGUUGAUUUGGAAAGGGUAUCUGGAAUGCCAUUUAAAGCAGUAAAACGAAUUCAGUUUAAUUUAGAUCAAGAACCAGUUAAAGAAGUAGAACCAUUAGCAAAUGUAAGAAAAAUGGUGAUGCCGUUAUUUUGGGUUGAGGAAGGAGUUGCAGUUAAUAAAACUUAUGUGAAUAUGGUUCGUCCAAUUUUUAUUGGUAAAACUUUUAACCAAGUUACUAGGUGGUUAUCAAUUAUAAUUGGAUCAUUGGGAUGCGCUGGUGCUUUAUAUAUGCAUACUCAAAUAAAUUCAGGAUCUGUCAAAAUAACGAAUACUACAGUAACACAAAAUGAUAAGAAUAAUGUUAGCAAAAACACAGUAUCACCGGCAUUAACUGAAAAAACUGAUAAUCAUGUCAGCAGCAAUAGUGAAAAAAAUAAUACAAAAAAUGAAAAUAAUCAUCUUAAUGCAAAUUUGAGUUUCGAUACUGAAGAUGGCAAUCAACGAUAUUAA